Messenger RNA from Durio zibethinus, 2199 nucleotides. NCBI's taxonomy places the organism in Eukaryota, Viridiplantae, Streptophyta, Magnoliopsida, Malvales, Malvaceae. The record is from RefSeq and is a predicted model, not a curated record.
AAUUAUGAAAAUAUGAGCAAUUCCAAAUCCAUGGGCAUUUGGAAUUCCUAAGCCCCAAUGGCUGAACCGGUCCUACAAGGACAACGGUCACCCAUGCUCAACUCUUAUGACAUACUGUGGCUCUUCCUAUGAGUCCUCAUCUUAAAGCAUUUUUGAGCAGUGUUGGUUCCUUUUCCACGCUUUUUUUGACUUUAACCAUCUGCUAUUCUGCUGUGGGCCCACUUAUCUGAUAAAACAAUAUUGGCGUAAGCUAGAAAGGUUAUGAAUUCCCGGUUCCUUGCUUUUGAAUAGAUUGAAUUCUUAAUUAUUUCUCGGGCAUUUCAAAGCAGAUAAAGUAAAUGUUUACAUGGAAGCAACUUGCAUUAUUGAACUAUACUCUUGGGACCCCAAACUAUCUCUUCUCUCUAAGUGGAAAAACAUGAAGUUGCUCCUUGUCUUCACAGUUAUUUCUAGCUUCUUCUUCUGCUUCUUUUACGGUGCUGCUGGUGAGCUAAUAAAAGCUCUCCCAGGACAACCUGCCAAUGUCGCUUUCAAGCAAUACUCCGGUUACAUUGUCACUGAACCUCAACAUGGCCGAGCUUUGUUCUACUACUUUGUGGAAGUGGGUUCUGCCAAUCCACUCUUACAUCCCUUAACAUUGUGGCUUAACGGAGGCCCCGGUUGUUCAUCUCUUGGCUUUGGUGCAUUCAUGGAAAAUGGUCCUUUCCAGCCAGGGGAAAGUGGACAUUUGAUCAAGAAUAAAUAUUCAUGGAAUUUGGAAUCAAACAUGUUAUAUCUUGAGAGUCCAAUUGGAGUGGGGUUUUCUUACUCAAACACAAGCUCAGAUUACCUCGGAGUGAAUGAUACUAUAACAGCUAAGGAGAAUCUUCAAUUCCUUCUUAAUUGGUUCAAAGAAUUCCCACACUAUCGAGACUCGGCUUUGUAUCUUUCUGGGGAAAGCUAUGCAGGUCACUACAUUCCUCAGCUGGCGGCCCUAAUCCUAAAUUACAAUAAGCGUUUAAGUGUCAGACCCAUCAAGCUUAAAGCCAUUGCAGUUAAUCUCUCAUUGCUCUUAAUAUUCCGUCAGCUUCCUGUUACCAAGUAUUCAUGUUUUAGCUUGAGCUUUACCAAUUUUCAAUUUUACUUUUUGGUCAUUCUGCAGUUGGGAAAUCCUCUUUUAGAUCUGGAAAUUAGUGUAAACAAUGAUGAGUUUUUGUGGUCACAUGGAGUCAUUUCAGAUGAAAUGCUUAUGCUGAGAAAGAUUAAAUGUAAUGAACCAAGGUACCUUAAAGAGUCCAUUCACCAGAAUCUGUCCAAAGAAUGCAUAGAUGUGCUCAAAAAACAGGAAGAAGAAAUGGGUUCAUAUACUGAUCCUGGAGACUUGAUUUUGCCAAUUUGCUUGUCACCAACUGUACUAGGCCAGACAGUUUAUCACGGAGCACUCAAGCUGUUACAUGCGAAGCUUGCUAUGAGAUCAGGUGUUUCCACUGAUCCAUGUCUUGCAGAUAGGAUACAUCAAUACCUCAACUCACCUAAAGUACAAGAAGCAUUUCAUGCAAACACAACUCGCCUCCCUUCAAUUUGGGAAUUCUGUGGAGGGCAUCUUGUCUAUCAAAGAGAGAAUCUAGGAAUCAAUAUCUUACCACUUUUGUCAAAACUUCUCAGAAGCAGGAUACCGCUUCUCCUCUUCAACGGAGAUCAAGAUUCAAAAAUCCCAUUAACACAAACAAGGAUAAUUGCCAAUAUGCUUGCAAAAGAAUUGAAGUUUGUUCGAUUUGGAAAUUAUGCUCCUUGGUAUGACAAGAUGCAGGUUGGUGGGUGGAGUCAAUCAUUUGGCCGAGCAAGGAAAGGAAAAAAUGUGACAUAUUUGACCUUUGCUACAGUCAGAGGUGCAGCUCAUGAGGUCCCAUACACUUCGCCUUCAGAAGCUCUCACUCUAUUCCGAGCAUUUCUUAGAGGAUCUCCUUUGCCUAGAACCAGAGUCUAAGUUACUUAAAGUCAGGAUUAAUAACUUGGUAUUGUUGUACGUUUUAAUUAUGAUUUUCUUUUGCAGUUCUAUAAGUGGAGAAUAAAUCCAUUAAAAAAAAAAAAAAACUGAGUAGAAAGCUCCAUCUGCAUGCCUGGCUGGACUAAUAGGAGAGAACUGUUCAUGUCUUUUUAUAAUUGGUUUCAUUGUAUUUUCUUUUUGUACUUAUUGUCCUUGAUCAACUAUUCUGCGAA